GGCUCACUCUUCGUCAACACUGCCAAAUUCGUCCCCAAGUUGGACUCAUUCUCAGAGACGCAACCAUGGCGAAGAGUGGCCCCUGUCUAUUUUCGGUCUUCUUUCUUGUGGCUGCCCUGCUCAGCCGGGGUGCAGAUGCGGGAGGAGCUGUGGUGAUCCCCAUGUGCGGAAAUGGCCCAUGUACCGCAUGUAGUGGCAACUCAGACUGUGGAGAUGGCCAUGGAUGCGAGAUGGGAUGGUGCAAGCCUACCAUUAUUGUGUGCCCAGAGGGGGGGUGUGGUGUGGGUGGCGUUACCCCUCCUCAAUGCACAGGUGGGGACUGCCACGGAAACUGCGGCGGAGAAUGCUGUCAUGGGACCCCGGGCUGCUGCAACGGCAAGAAAUGCCCCCACGGCACCCAAUGCUGCAACGGAGUGUGCAAGGCAUGCUGCGACGAUGGGCACUGCGGAACCGGGUGCUCCAAUGGAGAAUGCUGUCCGGGAACCCCGGGCUGCUGCAACGGCAAGAAAUGCCCGCCUGGUACCAAGUGCUGCAAUGGAGUGUGUAAGGCGUGCUGCUGUGAUGGGGACUGCGGAGCAGGGAAGGUCUGCUGCAACGGACAGUGCAAAGAUGGAGACUGUUGUCCUGGAACCCCAGGCUGCUGCAACUGUAAAAAAUGCCCCGCCGGCACUCAAUGCUGUGGCACAGAAUGCAAGGCUUGCUGCUCGGACAGCCAUUGCCCAACCUCGAAGAAGUGCUGCGGUGGAGUGUGUAAGGACUGCUGCGUAGACAACGAUUGCUGUGCAGUCGGCCUCAACAAGUGCUGCGAUGGUUUGUGUCGCAAGGAUUGCUGCGCCCAUAGUGAUUGCGGCAGCGGGAAGUGCUGUGUGGGAAUGUGCAAACCACAAUGCGGUGGCUGCAGGCCAGGGUGGUUUCAUGGGGGAUGCAACUAGAUUGUGCACAGCACGAAAGCCCGAAUGCCAGGAAUGAAUUUGAGGAGAUGCGAACGCUUGUGCUUUUUCUGCGGUUGGAGUAGUCCUGAGGACCUAGGAUCCUUGAUGAUUGUCACUCCUGGUGAGGCAGCUGAAACUUACAUGUCAAGUCAUCUGCAGCUCAGAGUCUGCACUCAACGUUGAUGGCGCUCUGUGCCUUUUUUUUCUGUUAUGUGUCGGCUCUUUUGAUCAUUUUUCCAAUCUGACUAUGAGCCAAUUGGUGCCCAGGAAUCAAUUCCUUACCAUUCG
Chara braunii is the source of this 1220-nucleotide messenger RNA. NCBI's taxonomy places the organism in Eukaryota, Viridiplantae, Streptophyta, Charophyceae, Charales, Characeae. The record is from the annotation of a GenBank genome assembly.